Molecule: messenger RNA, 1490 nt
Organism: Drosophila bipectinata
Lineage: Eukaryota; Metazoa; Arthropoda; Insecta; Diptera; Drosophilidae
Gene: sea
Product: mitochondrial citrate transporter scheggia
Biological process (GO): mitochondrial citrate transmembrane transport
Cellular component (GO): mitochondrion
Molecular function (GO): citrate secondary active transmembrane transporter activity
Source: RefSeq, a predicted model, not a curated record
UUAUAUUUCAAGACACAAGACUACAAAAGAUACUCAAGAAAAGACUUUUUUUUUAAUAUUCGAAGAUGACUUUCCGCAAGAAAAUUUCAAGAGUAGUCCGCCAUGCAAGGCUCAUGUAUUGGUGGAGACGUCCCAUCGUCAACAAUGUUAACACACACACCCGCGCCUUGGCUAGCAUGGAUCCUCGGAGGCUGAGUCCUUUCCCCCAACGCCCCUGGAUGAGGUCGGAGGGCGCGGCGGCCGGUGCCGGGACCGGAACCAUGGGCCUGAAGGGCAUUGUGGCGGGGGGCAUUACCGGAGGUAUCGAAAUCUGCAUCACAUAUCCCACCGAGUUCGUCAAGACACAAUUGCAGCUGGACGAGAAGGGAGCAGCCAAGAAGUACAACGGUAUCGGCGACUGUGUCAAGAAGACGGUCCAGCAGCGUGGCUUCUUCGGACUGUAUCGUGGUCUCAGUGUGCUCCUCUACGGCAGUAUUCCUAAAUCGGCUGCGAGAUUCGGCGCAUUCGAGACCUUCAAAACGAGGAUCCAGGACUCCAAUGGACAGCUAAGCAGUUCCGGCAAGUUGCUGUGCGGCUUGGGGGCUGGUGUGUGUGAAGCUGUUGUGGCCGUCACGCCCAUGGAAACCAUCAAAGUCAAGUUCAUCAACGACCAGCGCAGCGCCAAUCCAAAGUACAAGGGCUUCGCCCAUGGAGUGGGACAUAUUAUUAAAAGCGAAGGCAUCGGCGGUAUCUACAAGGGUCUGACAGCUACCAUCCUGAAGCAGGGCUCUAACCAGGCCAUUCGAUUCUUUGUGCUGGAGUCCCUGAAGGAUAUAUACAAGGGCGAUGAUCCCAAGAAGCCGGUCCCCAAGCUGGUGGUGGGUUUGUUCGGUGCCAUUGCCGGCGCUGCUUCCGUGUUUGGUAAUACGCCAUUGGAUGUCGUGAAGACCAGGAUGCAGGGCCUGGAGGCAGCCAAGUACAAGAACACUGCCGACUGUGCGGUGAAGAUCCUGAAGAACGAGGGUCCUGCCGCUUUCUACAAGGGCACAGUGCCCCGACUGGGUCGCGUUUGUCUGGAUGUUGCAAUUACGUUUAUGAUCUACGACUCGUUUAUGGACUUGUUCAACAAGGUAUGGGUCUAACCAGACCAGAAUGGUACGGCUGCGGCUUAGUAGUUAGUUCGUAUGGAUCCAAAUCGUGCAUUUUUUCCUGACCCCCCUUUAUAUCCUAGUCGGUUGUUGCAAUAGAUUCUAUUUUUUGACAUAUUCCAAGUACGCAUUUUAUCGAUGUAUCGACCCGAUUAUAUCCAAAUUAAAUAAUGAAUGUUUCAAAUCGAUUAGUUGUUAUUUGAGUAAUAAUAGCACUUUAAAAAUUUAAAUAUAUUUUAUAUAUUUAUUUUAAAGACAUUCUCUAUUUUUUGAUAAGUUUAAGAUUCAAAGAAAUUAAGAUUCUACAAAUUCGGUGAAACUUGUUAAUAAAAUCUUUUAAAUGAUGUGGCUUAUCAUAGAUUA